Molecule: messenger RNA, 1530 nt
Organism: Phycodurus eques (leafy seadragon)
Lineage: Eukaryota; Metazoa; Chordata; Actinopteri; Syngnathiformes; Syngnathidae
Product: ADP-ribosylation factor 1-like
Exons: 5
Coding region: 122-661 (179 amino acids)
Biological process (GO): vesicle-mediated transport; intracellular protein transport
Cellular component (GO): plasma membrane; cytoplasm
Molecular function (GO): GTPase activity; GTP binding
Source: RefSeq, a predicted model, not a curated record
ACGGAAGCGAAGCCACGGCGGAAGUUGUGACGUGUCAAAUGGACGCCAUUUCCCGGAGUAAGGAAACGCCUUGAAGACGCCACAAGCUGUCUAACGUGCAAUCCCUUCAGCAGUAGCAGCCAUGGGGAACAUAUUUGGGGGCCUGUUCAAAUUUUUUGGCAAGAAGGAAAUGAGGAUCCUGAUGGUGGGCCUGGACGCCGCUGGCAAAACCACCAUUUUGUACAAGCUCAAGCUCGGGGAGGUUGUCACCACCAUUCCAACAAUAGGUUUUAAUGUGGAGACAGUGGAGUACAAGAACAUCAGCUUCACGGUGUGGGACGUUGGCGGUCAGGACAAGAUUCGACCGCUGUGGCGACAUUACUUCCAGAACACACAAGGUCUCAUCUUUGUGGUGGACAGCAACGACCGAGAGCGAUGCAACGAGGCUCGCGAGGAGCUCAUGAGGAUGUUGGCGGAGGACGAACUGCGUGGCGCUCUGCUAUUAGUCUUUGCUAAUAAACAGGACCUUCCCAACGCCAUGACGGCAGCUGAGAUCACAGACAAGCUGGGUCUUCACUCCCUGCGCGACAGACAAUGGUACAUCCAGGCUACCUGCGCCACCAGUGGGGAAGGUCUCUACGAGGGACUGGAGUGGCUGUCCAACAGGCUGAAGAACAACUAACGGGCGCCUCGUACCUUUUUUACAUUCUGCCUUUACUGAGCUGUUGUUACCACAGACGUACUGGACAAUUGGUCCGUUCGGCUAAAGCUGAGACGUUUGUAUUUUAUGUAAGUGUAAUAGAUUUUGGUAACGGGGCAGCUUUACUUGACUUUUUCUAGCGUGAUUGUUUGACUCUGGUUGGCCAAUAAAUGAGGGAAACGUAGAAUUGGCUUUUCCCAGCAAACGUACGACCAAUUGGCAAAAAAGAUGCACUUCUGGGAGUUUCAAAUGGCCAAAUUAUCAACCUCCAAAGCCGUUUCUCAUUUGGUAAACACUGGAAUAUGUUUAAUGCAGCAUAUCCCCUAAGAUCUACCUGCUUUGUUUGUCGGAAAGGCAUUUUCUUUUUCUAUUCAGUCUCAGGGCCACAUUUGCCUUAAAGUGCAUACACUAACUUAAAAAACAACAAUGCACGAUAACUUAUCACAUGCCUUGUACUGUAUACAUUGUGUGACAUUACAUGUCGUGGCAGUCCCGAAUGCCUUUUGGAAAGUGAAGUGAGGAUUUUAAAUUGCAAUAAAGAAUCUUUCUUCUACAUUUCCUGCUUUGCACAUUGUCAGGUUUGGUGUAAAGAGGAAGCUAUAACAUACCUAUACAAGGUAAUUAGUUGCCUUUGUUUUUUUUUUUUUCCCCUCAAUGUUACUGCACUGCUCUGAAUACAUCUGGGGGUGGGGGUGUUUUUGUGAUUUGUAGCUAAUGUUUAAAUUAAUCUAUGGGUGUUGUGAGCUAAUAAGCACUGUAAUUAAAGUGAAUAGAUUCAAAUAUAUCUGAAAUUGAUUUUUCUUUAUACUGUAUUUGUCUAUGCAAUAAAAGUUUAAAUGUUAUAAAGUUAA